This is a messenger RNA of Glarea lozoyensis ATCC 20868, 2025 nucleotides long. Its product is annotated as alpha/beta-Hydrolase. NCBI's taxonomy places the organism in Eukaryota, Fungi, Ascomycota, Leotiomycetes, Helotiales, Helotiaceae. The transcript has 5 exons. The coding region runs from base 1 to 2025 and encodes 674 amino acids. The record is from RefSeq and is a predicted model, not a curated record.
AUGGCUUCAGAGAAGGGAAACAAACCGAAGAAUAAUGGUGACGAUCUGAGCACAAUCCUCUCCCACGAGGAGCAGGUUGAGCUCACUCUGCUAAUCGCCAAUAUCACCGAGGUUAUGAGAAAACAAAUCACAGAUACUUUCGAUGCAGAUUCUACUACUAAAAAGGAUCAAGAACCAAAAAAUCCACUUCAGGAGAAAGAAAACAAUCCAAAUGUUGACGAUGCGGGAGAGGCCGAGGGAACGGUUGAGGAGAAAGAUGCUAGAGAGUUAAGGGAGAAGCGAGCAAGGGAUUUAUCUGCUCCGAAGAUGCAAGACCUAAAGAAGGCAACUGAGGAGUAUUUUGACAAAUGGCGUGAGGGUAUCAUUUUGAGACUUGGAGAAGUUGUUAAUAGUCCCAAGAAAUUGGAAGAGCAGAUUGAGCACGCUUCCAUAGAAGCGACGCCUGAUUCCGAGAAAGAGACCCAAACGAAAGUCAUCACUUCCAACACCAAUAUCGAGGAAGCUGAUGCGGCACUGAUCACGCUUUAUCCUCCUACAUCCACCGCCCUAUAUUCCUUGCCAAGAGACAAACGCAUUCUUCUACUGAACGCCAUGUUACUGCUCCUUUUAUCUCUCGAGCGAUAUUCUUCAUACUCCCGAAUUCUGCUUCUGCAUAUAUCUUCUUCCCUUCAUCUCCCACUACACAUCCUGGCUGAGCAAGAGGUUAAGGUUGCCCAGGGCCUUCUCGAAGCCGCAAAGCAGAUGUCUGGAAAAGAAGAGACUGAAAAGAGAAGUGAUGAGAAUAAGAACAGUAGGAGGUGGAAAGUUGGUCUGGCUGGCGUCGCGGGAGCCGCAGUUAUUGGCAUCACAGGUGGGCUUGCUGCUCCCUUGGUUGCCGGUGCAAUCGGUACAAUCAUGGGUGGAAUUGGUUUAGGUGCGACUACUGCGGCGGGUCUUCUUGGUGCCCUGGCGGAAAGUGGAGUCAUCGUGGGCGCUCUGUUUGGGGCAUAUGGCGGUCGCAUGACUGGAAAGAUGAUUGAUCAGUACGCAAAAGAGGUAGACGAUUUUGCUUUUCUGCCAUUGAAAGGAUCAAAGAACCACGAACCUCUUCCGGAAGAUCGCCGGCUGAGAUUAACGAUUGGAAUAAGUGGGUGGAUUACCCAGACGGAAGACAUUAUCACUCCUUGGAGAGCCCUCGGCCGGCAGAGUGAAGUAUUUGCACUCAGGUGGGAACUUGAAGCCCUGACAAAACUCGGCACUUCCAUGGAAUCCGUUGUGAAAUCCGCUGCCUGGGGGGUCGCAAAGAAAGAGAUCAUCUCACGGACCAUUUUUGCUAGCUUGAUGACUGCUCUAUGGCCGAUCGGGCUCCUCAAAGUCUCGAAAGUCGUGGACAACCCCUUCUCUGUCACCAUGAAUAGAGCCGAUAAAGCUGGUCUUGUCUUAGCGGAUGCCCUAAUCAACAAGGCACAAGGGGAAAGACCUGUAACACUUAUCGGCUACAGUGUAGGGGCAAGAUUAAUCUACUCGUGUUUGAUGAGUCUUGCUGAACGGAGAGCGUUUGGACUGGUGGAAAACGUCAUACUCAUGGGAGCGCCUUGCCCUUCCGACGACGCUCCUUGGCGGGCAAUGAGAAGCGUUGUUGCUGGGAGACUUAUCAAUGUGUAUUCUGAGAACGAUUACAUUCUCGGAUUUCUUUACCGGACUUUCAACAUUCAAUACGGCGUGGCUGGUCUGCAGGAGAUCGAGCAGGUGAAAGGUAUUGAGAAUAUCAACGUCAGUGAUAUGGUCAGCGGCCACCUUCGUUUGCAAUAUCUCGUGGGCAGCAUUCUUGAAAAGAUUGGCUUCGAAGAUAUUGAUGUAAGUGAGGUAGCGAGAGAAGAGGAAACUCUAGCAUUGAUGGAGGAGGAGGAGAAAAGGGAAGAAAACAAGAAGGACGGAAGCAAUAUAACACCCGAAGAGGAGGCAAAAGAGAUGGAAAAGGAUGUCAAGCACAAGACAGACCAGACUAUGAUGCAAAAGGCGGCCGAAAAGCUGCGUCUCUCAUAG